This is a messenger RNA of Aedes aegypti (yellow fever mosquito), 378 nucleotides long. RefSeq names its product extensin. The transcript has a single exon. The record is from RefSeq and is a predicted model, not a curated record. Bases 1 to 378 code for a protein of 125 amino acids. NCBI's taxonomy places the organism in Eukaryota, Metazoa, Arthropoda, Insecta, Diptera, Culicidae.
AUGAAACUGCUUGCAAUCCUCAGUCUACUGCUGAUCGGUGCAGUCGUUCUGGUUCACAGCCAGGAGUCCACCGAGGACGUCACCACCCCGGCUCCAGUGGAAUCAUCGCCAUCUGCAGAGGAAGUGGAAUCCACGGAAUCUUCCGGAGAAGUUGAUUCAGAAGAAACGACCCAUGAACCAGAGGCGACAAGUUCUGAACCCGAACCGUCAUCAACAACGACGGCAAGACCACCGAAGCCACCGCAUCAUAAACCACCCCACCAUCAUCACCCGAAGCCUCCGCAUGGCCAUCCGAGACCACCUCAGCAGGGACAUCCGCACCGACCACAUCCACCGUUUGUAUUUUCCGGGGUACCAUUCGGAAAUUUUGAAGCGUAA